AUGAUGUCAGGAAUUGCAUGCUUAAACGCUUAUGUCGAUUUUGCUAUAUUUUUAUUAUCUCACGUGCGUGUUCAUGAUCUUGCCCCUAAAGUUGACGGUCAGGCCGAGCCAGAGACCUCUGAGAAUCAAACUGUAUACCAAGUCACACAUCUUGAAGUGUUCAAGUUGCCUGAAGAAUUUGAUGAAAAUGAAAUGCCAACUGCUGUGUACACUCUCGCAGACUCAGCUUCUUGUGGGAUUGAGCUUCGCAAGGGAAAAGAUUAUCUCUUGUCAGGUAAGGUCAGAAAGGGUAAGCUAACAGCAACAACUUGUGAUCAGCUUUGGGAACCGGAUUUUAUAGGUGAUGUUAUGGAGUGGUCGGACGUUUCUACUAAGUUGAAAAGAGAGUUACAAAAUAAGUACUCUGAAGCAUAUUAUGACUCAUAA
Messenger RNA from Enterobius vermicularis (human pinworm), 426 nucleotides. Lineage: Eukaryota; Metazoa; Nematoda; Chromadorea; Rhabditida; Oxyuridae. The record is from the annotation of a GenBank genome assembly.